This is a messenger RNA of Lachancea fermentati, 408 nucleotides long. The record is from the annotation of a GenBank genome assembly. NCBI's taxonomy places the organism in Eukaryota, Fungi, Ascomycota, Saccharomycetes, Saccharomycetales, Saccharomycetaceae.
AUGUCUGACGCUAUCACUAUCCGUACUAGAAAGGUUAUCACUAACCCAUUGUUGGCCAGAAAGCAAUUCGUCGUCGACGUCUUGCACCCAAACAGAGCUAACGUCUCCAAGGAUGAAUUGCGUGAAAAGUUGGCCGAAAUCUACAAGGCUGAGAAGGACGCUGUUUCCGUCUUCGGCUUCAGAACCCAAUUCGGUGGUGGCAAGUCCAUCGGUUUCGGUUUGGUCUACAACUCUGUUGCCGAUGCCAAGAAGUUCGAACCAACCUACAGAUUGGUCAGAUACGGUUUGGCUGAGAAGGCUGAGAAGGCUUCCAGACAACAAAGAAAGCAAAAGAAGAACAGAGACAAGAAGAUCUUUGGUACUGGUAAGAGAUUGGCUAAGAAGGUCGCCCGUCGUAACGCUGACUAA